AUGUUUAGUUAUAAGAAGAGGACAUCAACAUAUAACCGAAGACAGAGCACUGUUAGAGGAGAUACUGUUCAAGUUAACUUUAGAAAGAGAACUCAUCAGGAUGGACCUGAAUCCUCCUCACAACCGGAACAACAACAACAGCAGAAUGAACAGGAGAAAGACCAACAACAGAAGGAGCAACAGGUUGACAAGGAUGUGACCACAACUACCACAACAACUACAACAUCUACGAUACAACAGGUACAGGUACAGGAACAGAAUGGUGCCGCUGAUGCCCAGAUUGUAGACCAGACACAGGAGAUGGAACAGGAGCAACCACAACCUGCCCCAUUGGUUGCUCCUGCAACACCUAUGGCACCAGCAGCUGCUGCGACCGCUGUGCAGGCCUCAACUCCAUCAUCAAAGAAUGUAGAGAAUAACAAUGAUGGAGUUGGUGUACCAUCACCAACAAUGGCCUCAACAGACUCUGCAAUAUCAAUGAUGGGUUCAAUGAAGCUUCACAGUCCAACUGGAUCACCGUCAUCAACAUCAACAACUACAACAACAACAACCGCAGCAACAGCAACAUUAACACCAGGCCGCAACAAUGUACAGACACAACCUGACGUGCCAUUCGCCGACGCAUCCCUGCCACCCAUGGACCAUACCUCAUCAUCUUCAAGUGUCAACAACAACGACAAAACGCCACAGGCAAUCAAGAAGAAGGCCAAGCUUGAUCAUGUCGUUGACAACAGCAACGAUAACAACAACAACAACAUAAUAGUACCGUUGGCAAUGCCUUUGUCUCAGCCACCUCCCCAGCAGCAACAACAACAGGAAUCAAUCAAGAUCAGUAUUGCCAAGGACACCAAAGACAUGCUAGAGAUUAUCAAGGGUAUCGCAACCAAACAACUCAAUACAACGCCAGCCAACUUUAAGAAGACAUUGCGAGAGAUAUGUAAGAACUUCACGAUUGAGGUGUCCAAGAUUCCAGUGGAGAAGGUGAGCGAUAUCAAUGAGCAACACCAACAGAGACAACAACAGAGUCAGUUGACAAUGUUUAGAAACUACAAGAACAUGGAGGUCGAGAAGAGGAUAUCAACACUGCACACACUGAUAGAACGUUGGAGACAAGAGGAGAGGCAUUGGCAGAAUAUAUUGAGCCAGUUCUCCAAUCAGAAUGGCAGUGGUGCCAACGCGUUCUCCAAUGGCAACGCCAACUUUGGAUCCAGCGUCAUACUCAAGACACCAUCCAGGCCGACUAGGACGGGCGCCACCACGCACUUCAACUCGACCACCAAGAAGAAGCCAGCGCCACAGAUUCAACCGUUCAGUACGCCACUGGUCGUCAAGCACAAUCUUACAUCGAGCUUCCUAUCGACGUUGAGCCAGCCAGAUGCCACGCCAGCUCGUCAACCUCAAUCUCAAGCGACAGGCCAGGCAGCCGCACCUGCACCAGCACCAGUCGCACGCAAGGAGGAUCCAAGGAUCACAGCACUGCGGGAAUCAAUCCUGAGCAUUACAAUGAGGGUGGACGAGGUUGGACCACGUUUGAAGCAGGUGGAGCAGAGAGCCAUUGAGAUCCAGCAGUUCUACGCCGACCUGUCACAUCACUUCCACAACGAGCUGUUUGUAAACAAGCAUCCAGACAUUAACCAACCGGGCAAACUCAUCAACAACCUCAAGUCCCUGGCAUUGGCUGCCAAUGAGUUGGAGCAGUCGUAA
Molecule: messenger RNA, 1704 nt
Organism: Acytostelium subglobosum LB1
Lineage: Eukaryota; Evosea; Eumycetozoa; Acytosteliales; Acytosteliaceae
Exons: 3
Coding region: 1-1704 (567 amino acids)
Source: RefSeq, a predicted model, not a curated record